This is a messenger RNA of Labeo rohita (rohu), 3378 nucleotides long. It is a transcript of the gene colec12, whose product is annotated as collectin sub-family member 12. The record is from RefSeq and is a predicted model, not a curated record. NCBI's taxonomy places the organism in Eukaryota, Metazoa, Chordata, Actinopteri, Cypriniformes, Cyprinidae.
CGUGUAAGACCCUCCCAUGUGCCAGGAGGAAGUUUAACUCCAGAUGCGGUGCAGCACAUUCAGAGUCUCAGUGAAGAGGAGGCUGCAGCCGCUGCUUUUCACCUGGUUUUCCUUUAAGAGACAUUUCAGUUCAUGUAGAACACAAGUGGACUAACAGACACCCUACGGAGUCCCAAUUUCUCUCUGGUUCUCGGGUUGCAGCCAAAAGGCAGAAGAGGAGGCAUCCUCACUCACCUCAAGUGAAUUUCCAUCGUGAACACGCUCUCAUGGAGAGAGAGAAAAAGUUUGCGUCUUGAGCAAUAGUUUGUUACAACUUAUUAAACAUCGCUGUCUGCGAGUUUUUCCUUUUGUUUUUUUUUUUUUUUUUUUUACUUUAGCGUCUGAAUUUUAAAAACAUACUACAUGUUUCAGGUGGAAUAUUCGCAUCUGUGAAACUUCAGUGUGGAAGUGCGCGUACGCGAUUCUUGAGUCCGCGCUAUUGUCAUGAGAUUGAUGUGAACUUUUGGCUUCUGACAGAACGGUGUACCUCAGUUUUACCACAAUGAAGGACGACUUCACUGAUGAAGAGGAAGUGCAGUCUUUUGGCUACAAAAGGUUUGGUAUCCAGGAAGGAAGCGAAUGCACUAAAUGUAAAAAUGACUGGGCCCUGAGGGUGGCGAUUGCUCUUCUGUAUGUACUUUGUGCACUGCUCACCAUAGCUGUGGCUGUGCUGGGAUAUAAAGUGGUCCAAAGGAUGGAUAAUGUAACAGAGGGUAUGGAGAAUUAUGGAGGGAAAAUCAUGGCUGUAGAGACAGACCUCAAGAAACUUGAUGAUCAAACGGGAGAGAAGUCAGAGAACGCCACCAGUGAACUCCUCUCAUUCAAGUUGGAAAUUCAGACCUUGCAGAAGCAGCUCAGUGACGUUGCUGGGAAGGCUUCUAACAACAGAGCUGUUCUCGAUGAGCUACGGCUAGCGGGCGAGGACAUGCAGAGCGGACAUCACUCACUGCGAGACCUGUUGGAGAGCAACGCCAACGUCAUUAGGAACGUAAACCGUACAUUAAACUCAUACAGCGGCCUGAUCGACGGACUAAAGACGGACACGGCGCGGCUCCAGAUGGAUCUUCAGGUGCAGACGAGCGAACAGGGCCGAAACACCCACAACAUCAACACUCUGAAUUUCACCCAGACUCAACAGAGAAACCUCAUCAGCUCCCUCCAGAGGUCGGUGGAGGACACUAGCCAGGCUGUCCAGAAGCUUAAGAAUGACUACCAGAGCCUCCAGCAGGUGGCCAGACAGACCAAAGCGGAUGCUGACUGGCUGAGGGAGAAGGUCCAGAACCUUCAGGCCUUAGCUGCUAACAAUUCUGCACUGACUCGCUCCAACAGUGACUCUCUGGAGGACGUGACCUCUCAGUUGAACUCGCUCUCAGAGCAGGUGCAGAAUGCCUCAGCCAUUGCAGAAAGUCACGACCAGAGCCUGCGUGAGCUCAUGGACCAGCAGCGAGACCACGACAAUGCCACCUCCAUGAAGUUCGAUGCACUAGAGACACGUCUUGACCGCAACGAGGGGGAAAUGGACCGUAUUACAGGGAAUGUAAGCUUCGCCACGCAGCUGCUCGGAGUGAUCAGCGUGGACCUGAACGGUCUUCGUACCUGCUCCGAGACGGUGGCCCGGCACUCGGACCUGCUGCUGGGGCUGAACAGCAGUGUGGCAGAAACCAGAGCUGACAACACGGAGCUCAAAACCCAGCAGGAAGAACUCGCCGCCAGGCUCGACAAAGAGGUCAGCAGCCUCUCCAUAGUCAUGGAGGAGAUGAAACUGGUCGACAGCAAACACUCGCAGCUCAUCACGAAUUUCACUAUCCUUCAGGGUCCCCCUGGUCCAAGAGGUCCUCGGGGAGACAAAGGGUCCCAGGGGCCACCUGGCAAAGCUGGCCAGAAAGGUGAAAACGGUGAAAAAGGAGCACCUGGUGUUGCUGGGCCUAAAGGAGAAAAAGGUCCAGCGGGACCUCCUGGUGUACCAGGGAUGAAAGGGCCACCUGGAUCAAGAGGAAGCCCUGGGCAAAAGGGUUCCCGAGGAUCAGGGGGCAGGGCAGGGCCUUCAGGAGAGAAAGGUGAUCCUGGUAUACCUGGUCUGCCCGGAAGAGAUGGUCAGUCAGGUCCUCAGGGGCCACAAGGGCCACAAGGACUCAGAGGGCCAGCUGGACCAGCUGGACCUGCAGGACCGGAAGGACCCCGCGGACCCAUUGGCCCUAUUGGCCCACCUGGACCUCCUGGAUUACCAGGACUUCCUGCGCCAGUAGUUCUGCCCCCGGUAGAUCCACAAGGCUUUGUCAACCGCCAGGUAGCGCCACCUCCUACAAGUACACCAGGGUGCCCACCUCAGUGGAAGAGCUUCAGAGACAAAUGUUACUACUUUUCAUCAGAGAGUCUCAACUUUGAUGAAACGAAGGAAAGAUGCAGCAACAAGAGUUCAACUAUGCUGAUUAUCAAUGAUGAAGAUGAGCAGCUAUGGAUAAAGAGGCAGAUUUCUGGAAAGGGCUACUUCUGGCUGGGCCUCACUGACAGCGUUGAGGAAAACACCUGGAGAUGGGUGGACGGGAGCUUGCCCAACUAUACGAAAUGGAAGCCUGGACAGCCUGAUAACUGGAGCCACGGUCACGAGGCUGGGGAGGACUGUGCCGGGUUAAUACACGAGGCCAGUUGGAACGACUUUUUCUGCACAGAACGCAUUGGUUUCAUUUGUGAACGAACUAAUGAAUCCAAAGUUCCAGUUUUAUAGCACCUGUUGUGAAUGAACAGAGAAUAUUGGAUAAGACAAUCACAGAGACAGUUCAGAAGACUUCUGUCACAGUAUCCUCUCACAAAGUACAAACAAUCACUUUGCCUAGAGAGCCACGUGUGUGACGGACACAAACUUCAUCGACAAUCACGAACGAUUCGAGACUGCAAACUAUACAAUACACUGAUCACCAGUCAUGUUAAUGUUUAGAUAAGUGAAAAAGCUGUAAUGUAUUGUAAUCAUGUGAUUGUAAAUACCUGUUUUACCUGUGUCAUUAACAAAGCUGAUGCCACAUUAUUCCAGUGCAAUACAAUGAAGCUUUGUAGCUGCUUUAAUUAAAAUAAAGCUUUUAACAGCCAACCGUAAAGCUACAGUUAAUAUGUUGAUAAUGACUAUAAUCCAAAAUUUGUUCUCACCAGAGUUUUACUUCUUAUGUCUUGGACAUCAUUGAUGUGAUUUUAUGAAUAGAUCUUUAAAGCUUUUAAUUUUUCAAAUAUUUGAUUAUGCCGUAGCUAUGUAUAAAAUAGUUGUGUAUUUGAAUACAUGUACAUGUAUGUAGUCAUCAUCAAAGACCAUGUUUUUAUCGGAAAUAAAAUAUAGUUGGUAUUUUUCAA